Medicago truncatula (barrel medic) is the source of this 1371-nucleotide messenger RNA. RefSeq names its product isoliquiritigenin 2'-O-methyltransferase. The transcript has 4 exons. Gene Ontology annotation, molecular function: O-methyltransferase activity; protein dimerization activity. Bases 69 to 1181 code for a protein of 370 amino acids. The record is from RefSeq and is a predicted model, not a curated record. Lineage: Eukaryota; Viridiplantae; Streptophyta; Magnoliopsida; Fabales; Fabaceae.
UGAAGCAAAUAACCCAAAAAAAACAAACAAACAAACGAAGUGUGCCAUAUAGAUCGAACCUAGCAAAAAUGAGUUCCAAUACUAAACAAAAUAAUCUUGCUACUAAUGAGGUAGAAAAAGUUGAUGAUGCUUAUCUUUCUGCAUUGUUAUUAUGUUUUAGUAGGGUUUUUCCUGCUAUACUAAAUGCUGCUGUUGAUCUCAAUUUAUUUGAAAUCAUAGCUAAGUUACAAAAUUCAAAUGAACAUUCUAGUUUUUCUGCUUAUGAAAUUGCUUCUGAGCUUCCAAAUCAACACCCUGAAUUGGCUGAGAGGCUUGAACGUAUGUUGACUGUGUUGGCUAGUUACUCUCUUCUCACUUGUUCCAUUCGUACCAAUGAAGAUGGUAAGAGAGAAAGAGUUUAUGCUCUCUCAUCAAUUGGUCAAUACUUUGCAUGUGAUAGUGAUGGAGGCUCUUUGGCUCCACUCUCAACAUUAAUCCAUAGAGGGUGUAAUAGCGUUUGGGGUGAUGCAAAGGAUGCAAUUUUGGAUCCUGAUGUCAAAAAUAUUUUCCAAAGUAUCAAUGGGACAUCAUUUUAUCAAUACACCAAGACAAACAAAGAAUUGAAUGAUACUUGUAACAAAGCAAUGGCUCAUUCUGGUCCAUUGGAAAUUAAAAGGAUCCUUCAAUUUUAUAAAGGAUUUGAAGGAGUCUCAACGUUGGUUGAUGUUGGAGGUGGAGUAGGAAAGACCCUAAAACUCAUUAUCUCUCAAUAUCCUUCAAUUAAGGGAAUUAAUUUUGAUAUGCCACAAGUUGUUCAAAAUGCACCUUCUCAUCCAGGGCUGGAGCAUGUUGGAGGAGAUAUGUUUGAAAGUGUUCCAACUGGUGAUGCAAUUGUACUAAAGCUUGUAUGUCAUAACUGGGCAGAUGAAGAAUGUGUGAAGUUCUUAAAAAAUUGUCACAAAGCUUUACCAAAACAUGGAAAGGUGAUUGUUUUGGAUUAUAUAAUUCCAGAGGUGCCAAACCCUAGCAAUAUGUCUAAGCAUGCUUGUGCUAUUGACAAUCUCAUGUUUUUAGUAACAACUGGAAAGGAAAGAACUGAAGAAGAAUUUGAGAGCUUAUGUAAGAGAGCUGGAUUUUCCAAAUUUCAUGUGGCUUGCAGUGAUGCCUCGGCCUUGUCAGGAGUGAUGGAAUUUUAUAAAUAAUAAAAGUUACUUAGUAGUAACUUGGAAUCUUGAUAUAUUGUUAGCAGUUAAUUUUAUGAAAUUUAAGAGUAAGAUAAUAAUUUCAUAGCAAAGAAUAAGGAUAAUUGUGUCCAAGCUUUGUAAGAUGUAAUUUUCUAUGUUUCUCAUGUUUGUUGUAAUAAUUUAUAUAUCAAGACUAUUUAUUCAUGAA